CCGUCUUUCUUCUCAUUCUACCGGCCUCAUUCUAACUUCACCAUCCUUUCAUUUCCUCAUCUCACUCCAUCUUUCUCUCCCUCCUACUCCAUCUUCCUCUUCCUCUUUUUCUCUCUAUCUGUCACAGCGCGCACAUAAUAACGAUACUGGACAGAGAGCAGACACAAACCAUCACAACCCCGUGAGAGAAAAAGUAUCCUGGCCAUGAGUCAUCCCAGCCCCCAUAUCGAUAAGGUCUCUAUCCUUGGCCAGGAGACUAUCUGCCUUGGAUUCCACAUCUUCGACUAUCUCGUUCGCGAUACUCUCUCGAACUUCAAGGCAUCCACCUACGUUAUUGUCACAGACACCCACCUUCAAAAACUUUAUCUCGAUCGAUUCCAAUGCACUUUUAAUAAGAUCGCCAAAGAACUUGCUCACGAUGCACCACUGCCUCGUCUCCUGACUUAUGUGAUCCCUCCUGGAGAGAACUCAAAGUCAAGAGCCGUAAAAGCCGAGAUUGAAGACUACUUCCUCGCUCAGGGAUGCACGCGUGACACUUUGGUGUUUGCUAUGGGUGGAGGCGUCAUUGGCGAUCUGGUUGGCUUCGUAGCUGCUACUUUUAUGCGCGGUAUCCCCUUUGUCCAGAUUCCUACCACAUUGCUUGCCAUGGUCGAUUCCUCUAUUGGGGGCAAAACUGCGAUUGACACUCCACAGGCCAAGAACUCAAUCGGCGCCUUCUGGCAGCCCAAGCGUAUCUUCAUUGAUCUAGCCGUCCUCGAAACCCUACCAGAACGUGAAUUUGUUAAUGGCAUGGCCGAGGUAAUCAAAACUGCAGCCAUCUGGAACGAGAGUGACUUUGUGCUGCUCGAGAAUGGCGCAGAAGCCAUUCGCGACGCUGUGCUGAAGCCCGUUCGCAAUGUCGAGUUCCAAGGCGCAACGUUAGAAACACGUACACCAGCCCAACAAUUGCUCCUCAAGGUCGUUAUGGCGUCAGUCGCAGUCAAGUCAUAUGUAGUCACUCAUGACGAGCGCGAAACAGGGAUGCGUGGCCUGCUUAAUUUUGGACAUUCGAUUGGACAUGCCAUUGAAGGUCUUGUUACACCCAAGCUACUUCACGGAGAAUGCGUUGCCAUUGGUAUGAUUAAGGAAGCUGAAAUCGCUCGCCACUGUGGAUAUCUCUCUCAGGUUGCAGUUGGUCGUCUAUCUCGUUGUAUUCAGGCUUACGGUUUGCCCAUCACCAUGGAGGAUAAGUUUGUCAAGAACCAUAUUGGAAACCAGUACUGCACCGUUGAUGAAUUGAUGCAAGUUCUACGUGUUGACAAGAAAAAUAUGGGUAGCCAGAAACGCAUUGUUAUGUUGUCUGGAAUCGGAAAGACAUUGGAACAGAAGCCUACUAAUAUCUCGGAUGAUAUUAUUCGUAAAGUUUUGGCUGGCUCCACUAUCGUCCAUCCACGUCCUAUCAAUGUUCCGCCAGUUACGCUUUCGCCUCCCGGAUCAAAGUCCAUCUCCAACAGAGCUUUAGUCCUGGCCGCAUUGGGAAAGGGGACCUGUCGCUUGACUGGACUGCUUCAUUCGGAUGAUACUCAGGUUAUGCUGACUGCGUUGACCAAACUUGGAGCAGCCACGUUUGAGUGGGAAAAUAAUGGCGACACCCUUGUUGUGCAUGGAAAUGGUGGGAAAAUGCACAUUCCUGAUUCAGAGCUCUACAUGGGGAACGCUGGAACUGCUGCUCGCUUCUUGACGACUGUCAGUGUCCUUGUCCCUCCAUCCACUAUCCCUGGUCAAAAGACUAUUCUUACUGGCAAUUCAAGAAUGAAGCAGAGGCCGAUCGCGCCGUUGAUUGAUGCUUUAACCACCAAUGGCUCCGAACUCAAGUAUCUCGAAACCAAGGGCUGCCUCCCUUUGGAAGUCACACCUUUUAGUCAUGGUCUCGCUGGAGGAGAGAUUCAGCUAGCUGCAUCAAUCUCGUCUCAAUAUGUAUCUUCGAUUUUGCUCUGUGCCCCAUAUGCCACCAAGGAGCCAGUAACACUGGUCUUAACUGGAGGACAGGUCAUCUCUCAGCCUUAUAUCGAUAUGACGAUUGCCAUGAUGAAGUCUUUUGGCAUCACAGUCGAGGCUCUCCCUAACAAUACUUAUCGUAUCCCUCAGGGUACGUAUGUUAAUCCUGCAGAAUACCUUGUCGAAGCUGAUGCCUCCUCGGCUACCUAUCCAUUGGCAAUUGCAGCUAUUACUGGCACCACAUGCACUGUCCCUAACAUUGGAUCGACUUCACUUCAAGGCGACGCUGGCUUUGCUGUCAAUGUCCUUCGCCCAAUGGGCUGUACGGUCGUGCAGACUGAGACGUCAACCACAGUGACUGGUCCUCCUAUCGGCACUUUGAGGCCUUUACCUCACAUUGAUAUGGAGACCAUGACAGACGCCUUCUUGACAGCAUCAGUUCUAGCUGCAGUGACCCAGCCUGCGACCUCUGGUGGUAAUAAUGUGACCAAGAUUAGUGGUAUUGCCAACCAACGUGUCAAGGAAUGUAACCGUAUUGCAGCAAUGAUGCAUGAGCUUGGCAAGUUUGGUGUAGUGACUUCUGAGUUUGACGAUGGCAUCAUUGUUCAUGGACAUGACAUCGCCUCCUUAUCACCACCUAAGGAUGGUGUCAAGUGCUAUGAUGACCACCGAGUUGCAAUGUCAUUUAGUGUCUUGGCCAACGUCAUUCCUGGAGGCACCAUUAUCCGAGAAAAGAAGUGUGUGGAGAAGACAUGGCCUACAUGGUGGGAUGAUCUUGAGAACAAACUGGGUGGCCGUACAUCCGACAUUGAUCUCGGCCCUCCUUCAGAACACCAUGAUUAUGAAGUCAAGUCAUCACCAUCACCAUCACCAUCAGCUAGCAGCAACAAAAAGAAUAUUGUACGCAAUGCUAGGAAUAAUGCCACGAUUGUAGUGAUCGGCAUGCGUGGCGCUGGGAAGACAUCGAUGGGUCGCUUUGCUGCCAAGGCUUUAAAGCGCCCGUUUGAGGAUGUUGAUCAAUACUUUGAGAAGACCCUUUCGACAACUAUUCCAGAAUUUAUUAAGGAGCAUGGAUGGGCAGCUUUCCGAGAGAAGGAGGCCAAGAUGUUAGUUGAAUUAUUGGUAAAACAUCCAAGUGGGUAUGUGAUUUCAUGUGGUGGUGGCAUUGUCGAGACGGCAUCUUCACGUGAGGCUUUUAAGAAUUAUGCCGCCGAAGGUGGAAUUGUCUUACAUUUGGUCCGCAAUAUCAAUGAAAUCGAGGCAUACCUUAACAGGGAUACAUCAAGACCCAUGUACGGCGAGUCAAUGCGAGACGUUUGGGCUCGUCGCGAAGGAUGGUACCGCGAAUGCUGUAACUAUGAGUUCGUUGUGGCUGGUCAACAACUGAAAGGUAUCGAAGCCGAAGAUGCCAAAGAGUGGGCACUGGUCGAGUCUAAUUUUGAGAGGUUCUUAAAGGUGAUCUUGACCAACAAGAGUAGUAAGCAUGCGAACCGAGCUCAAGUUGUUGCUACACCGACAUUCUUCCUUUCACUGACCUUCUCGGAUAUCAGCCCAGCACUACCACACUUGUCUAAACUGACGCUUGGUUCAGACGCCAUUGAGCUCCGUGUAGAUCUUUUGAGGGCACCGGAAAAAUCUGGUAUCUCCUUCCGUGACCACGUUGCGCAGCAAGUCUCGCUGCUUCGUCGUCAUUCUGAUCUUCCCAUCCUUUUCACUGUGCGCUCCGUAUCACAAGGUGGACUGUGGCCCGAUAGUGAUGUGCACGGCAUGAUCUCACUUCUGAACGAUGGGCUCGGGUGGGGUGUUGAAUACCUGGAUAUUGAAAUUGGCCUUCCCCGCAACGAGAUUGACGAAGUCUUGGCCGGAAGGGGCAAUACUCUUAUCGUAGCUUCGUGGCAUGAUGUUAAAGGCACUGUAGCCUGGUCUUCUGACGCUAUGGAAAACCAGUACAUGCUCGCCAAGUCUAUCUCGCCCGACGUGAUCAAGUUGAUUGGCGCCGCGAAUUCGAUGAAGGGUAACUUUGAGUGUUCUGAAUUCGCAGCACGCCAUACCGCUAAAACGGAUGAUUUGCCGUUAAUUUCUAUGAACAUGGGUGCUCAAGGUCAGCUCUCUCGUAUCCUUAACAACUAUUUAACACCUGUUACUCACAAGCUGUUACCUGUAAAGGCAGCCCCUGGUCAGCUCAGUGCUCACGAGAUUUUAAUUGCUCGUCACAUCGCAGGUCUUCUUCCUGCAAAGCAGUUCUAUUUGUUUGGCACACCCAUCAGCCAGUCCCUCUCGCCAUUGAUGCACAACACGUCCUUCCAAUCCUUGGGUUUGCCAUACACCUAUGGCCUGCAUGAGACAGCCACUGUUGAUGAGUCUGUUGUCGCCAAGAUGCGUUCAGCUGAUUUUGGAGGAGCCAGCGUAACGAUCCCUCACAAGAUCGAGAUCAUGUCAAAAUUGGAUGAGAUCACAGACGAAGCCAAGGCCAUUGGCGCAGUCAAUACCAUCGUUCCUAUCGUGGACAGGCAAGGCAAGACUAUCUUGGUUGGAGACAACACUGAUUGGCUAGGUAUUUACUAUCAGAUCGUUCGUAACCUCAGCUCGACGACGACCAUUCACCCUCAGAACAUGAGCGGCCUUGUCAUUGGUGCUGGUGGCACGUCGCGUGCAGCUCUGUAUGCGCUUUAUCGUCUUGGUGUCCAAGAAAUCUCGAUUUUUAACCGCACAAUGGUCAAAGCUCAAGCUGUGGCAGACUCGUUCAAGAAUUUGUUUACAGUCAAGAUUUUGAGCGCCAACGAGUUGUUGAAAAAUGACGAUGGAGCUGGUACAGGUUUUGAUCUGAUUAUUUCUACUGUCCCAGGCACGAUUGAUUCAAGCGCCAUGUUUGAUGACUCUAUAUUUGGAAGCAUAAGUGAGAAGGACAAGAAGGGGGUUGCUGUGGAAUUGGCUUACACACCUCGCUUUACGCGCUUCCUGAAGUUGGCAGCUCAGGCUGGUUGGGCCACUGUUGAAGGGGGACAGGUGCUGGUGGAGCAAGGAGGGUGGCAGGCACUCAAGUGGGUUGGACGAAAGUGGGAUCUAGAGAGUGUUCUCACGCAGAUGGAUCUCGUUCAGGCUGGCCGUGAGUGAGGAGGGG
Messenger RNA from Lobosporangium transversale, 5098 nucleotides. RefSeq names its product Shikimate dehydrogenase. NCBI's taxonomy places the organism in Eukaryota, Fungi, Mortierellomycota, Mortierellomycetes, Mortierellales, Mortierellaceae. Gene Ontology annotation, molecular function: 3-dehydroquinate synthase activity; shikimate kinase activity; shikimate 3-dehydrogenase (NADP+) activity. Gene Ontology annotation, biological process: chorismate biosynthetic process; aromatic amino acid biosynthetic process. Bases 205 to 5091 code for a protein of 1628 amino acids. Gene Ontology annotation, cellular component: cytoplasm. The record is from RefSeq and is a predicted model, not a curated record. The transcript has 2 exons.